AUGCGAAGCGACACCCAUGAUAUGGACUUCAAGGUCAUUCAGUACGAUGCCCGGGGAAAGUUCCUGGAAUGGCAGGAUGUAAAAGGAGCAACAUUGCAGCUCUGUCCAAACAGCCAGAAGAUUCUGGAUGCUGCUUUCACCAUGGGGACCACCUACCACCAGUCUUGCGCUCUUGAAGUUUCUGCCCUGCUGCAAAGGACUCCAGAACCCAUCUUCUACGAGAUGUUUUUGCAGUUCGAAGAUGAGAAGGGGAAUACCCAACUCUGGCCCGUUCCUAUAAGCAACCCCGCAAUAGUAACCAACAAUCGAGCACCCCCGUUGAAUCAAGCACUCCGGAGAUUCUUUCUAGUCGAUGGGCUGUCAGACCGAAAAGGGAAUUUGUCCAAUGCUCCAGCGUCUGUGACCUUGGCAAAGGAAUUACUACUCAGUGUCCACCUACCUACCGCUGCUCCUGGAGAAGACCCACCUUUCUCCUUGACGGUCAGAUACGCAACAUACCGCACCCCAGGGAUCGCCCAGGUGUCAUUUUCAGUCUCCUACAAUCAGAGUCCUGGAUCAGCCCAGCUAGCAACUGAUAUCUCCUUUGGGGUCCUGGGGUUUCUCGCUGUCCUCUACGCUUUGUUGGAGACCAGCAGUUGGGCCCGGAGAUCUCGUCUGCAGAACAUCGAUUUCACGACCAUAUUGAAAUUCUUUGCUUGCUUGGUUGGAUCUCUGGCAAAUGUCUUUUUCAUGGUCACUUGGGGAAUUAGCGUUUACUGGCUGAUCGUUUUCAAGGGCCAGCAGUUUUCAACAGUGGCAAUUACACUCCCAGCUGCUGGUAGCCAAGCAGAAACCAACUUUAUCAUCUAUGCGUUGUGUGCGCUGACUUUGAAGAGCCUGGAUCUCCUACAUCUUCUGAUCACCCAGCUAAUGGUCUCCAUCUUCCUGAUAGACUGGGAGAAGCCAAAGGAAAAACCAACAGUGAAAGGAAGUCCCGCCUCCUCAGUGACCGCCUGGAGGACUUUCCUGAUCGCUAAUGAGUGGAAUGAAAUCCAGACCCAGCGGAAGGUGCAUCCUUCGCUUCAGCUCUUUGCUGUUUUGUUGCUUUUGGAGGUGGUGGGACUCAAAAACCUCGCAUCAAGAGACCUGAAUGUCAGUCUGCAGCCUGAGCCAAAUACCUACCAAGCUCCCUGGAGCCCAAUUCUUCGUUUUGGGAUUUCUGCUUCUGUGUGGCUGGUGGUGGCCAUUGUGCAGAUGUUGGUGUCCGUUGGGUUAUAUCAACGCUUUGUGGAGGACAAGAUUCAUCAGUUCGUUGACCUUUGUUCCUUGAGCAACGUGUCGGUCUUCAUCUUGACCCACAGGUGCUACGGGUUCUACAUUCAUGGGAGAAGCAUCCACGGACAUGCGGACGUGAGCUUGGACACCAUGCUGUCGUAUCUCAAGAAGGAGGAGGACAAUCUUUGCCCCCUGAGGGGCCUGGAGCCCAACUCUGAAACGCAGACCUUCGAAGUGCUUCUCACUGACCAGACUCGGAGGUUUUAUGACAGAAUCCUCCUCUCAUUAAUGGAGCACCAGAGAGGCCUCCAUAGCCGCCCCGAUCUUCACCAGCAGAGGAUGAAGGGCUACCAUGCACUGAAUUGGUUCCUGGUCUCCUUCUUGGAACAUAGGUAUAAAGAUAUGGACUACAUAGUGAAGGACAAGUUUUUCUCGGAGAGGAUCAUGGACUUGGAGUUUCAGGAGCAGGGAGACCUCUCGGUUCUCUAUAACGAUGACGGUGCAUUGUUCAGCCGGACACUCUUCUACGGCCACGAGCUGCUCCUCCUUCUCUUUGAAAUCCUCCUCUUCUGCGCUGUGGAUUUCGGGGCACAGAAUUUUGUGCUCUCAGCCAUUGUCACCUUUGUUGUGCAGAAGCUGGUGCAAAUGGUGCGUGACACACUCGGGAGGCGAAAUCUAGCGGAGAAGACCUUGGUGGAUAAACAGUUCCUGAUCUAAGAGUGGGAAGAGGAGAUCCUGCUAGCCGGAAUCCCAGGGAAGAAAAUGUCUGAAUGGUUCUUAUUUCCAGGAUUCUCACUCUAAGCAUGUGAAAGGGGGAGGAUGGGGUGGGGGGCAGUAUUUUUCCAGGGGGCUGCAAAGAACUAAUGCUUGAAAAUUUGGAUGGCUGUGUCCUCUCUUUGUAGGCUCAGCACAUUCCCAGUAAAAUUACAGAGAAUCCUUGAUUUACAACCAUUUCUUUCGUGACUGU
Molecule: messenger RNA, 2221 nt
Organism: Thamnophis elegans (Western terrestrial garter snake)
Lineage: Eukaryota; Metazoa; Chordata; Lepidosauria; Squamata; Natricidae
Product: meckelin-like
Exons: 20
Coding region: 1-1971 (656 amino acids)
Biological process (GO): cilium assembly
Cellular component (GO): ciliary transition zone; MKS complex
Source: RefSeq, a predicted model, not a curated record